CAGUUCUCUCCUUUAUACUUUAGUCCAUGCAGGGUUCCAGUGAGCAGCAGCAGCAGCAACAACAACAACAACAACAACAACAACAACAACAACAACAACAGUUGUUGAUGGAGUCGUUCAUGGUCGGUCUGAUCCUCCUCUCUCUCAGCAUAUCUUGCAUUCAGGUUCGUGGGGGGAGGGGCCAGCCUGUGCAUGUGAGGCUCGGGGAGGACGCCGCCCUGCAGUGCCCCCUGCUGGACACCUCCAGCGGCGCCUCCUCCACCCUCAGCUGGUACCGGGUGGCUGUGGGACGGCGACCCGAGCUGCUGCUGCCCGCCCGGUCCUCAGACAGCAGCUCCCGGGGGCAGCGAGUCUCGGCUGCAGCCGACGGCUCGCUGCUGCUGCGCCGCUUCCAGCACAGCGAUGCAGCGGUUUAUUACUGCGCCGUCACGCGGGGGGAGAGAAGAAGAAGAAACCACGUCGCUCAACCGGAAGUUGUACCUGAGUCUGUUACACCUGAGUCUGUUACACCUGAGUCUGUUACACAUGAGUCUGUUACACCUGAGUCUGUUACACAUAAGUCUUUUACACCUGAGUCUGUUACACAUGAGUCUGUUACACAUAAGUCUGUUACACCUGAGUCUGUUACACCUGAGUCUGUUACACCUGAGUCUGUUACACCUGAGUCUGUUACACAUAAGUCUGUUACACCUGAGUCUGUUACACCUGAGUCUGUUACACCUGAGUCUGUUACACCUGAGUCUUUUACACCUGAGUCUGUUACACAUAAGUCUUUUACACCUGAGUCUGUUACACCUGAGUCUGUUACACAUAAGUCUGUUACACCUGAGUCUGUUACACAUAAGUCUGUUACACCUGAGUCUGUUACACCUGAGUCUGUUACACAUAAGUCUGUUACACCUGAGUCUGUUACACCUGAGUCUGUUACACCUGAGUCUGUUACACCUGAGUCUGUUACACCUGAGUCUGUUACACCUGAGUCUGUUACACCUAUAUGAUGUCAUACAAUAAAUGAAAAUGUCAAGCUCA
Molecule: messenger RNA, 1029 nt
Organism: Cyclopterus lumpus (lumpfish)
Lineage: Eukaryota; Metazoa; Chordata; Actinopteri; Perciformes; Cyclopteridae
Product: cell wall protein RTB1-like
Exons: 2
Coding region: 27-998 (323 amino acids)
Source: RefSeq, a predicted model, not a curated record